Molecule: messenger RNA, 2741 nt
Organism: Pomacea canaliculata
Lineage: Eukaryota; Metazoa; Mollusca; Gastropoda; Architaenioglossa; Ampullariidae
Exons: 5
Coding region: 550-1887 (445 amino acids)
Source: RefSeq, a predicted model, not a curated record
ACAAGUUGAUCGCCGGGUGUGCGACAGAUGUGACGGGGUCAGGUUUGGGAGGGUGCACCAGGCCAGCUUCUCACCUGAUGCUGAUUCUCAGGUGAGGUGUAGGGUACACAACUCCACUAGAAACCGACCAGACGCCCACGUCACGAGAAUGACUCAAAUGUCGUGUAACAUGUUCAGGUGACUACAGGUGUGCACUCCUACUCGAAUCCUCCGUAGUAUGUCGUCUGUGAAAUAAUUCGUGAACAUUCCUUAUCUCUCGCAUAUUUACAACAAAAAGUCAUCAAUGUCUACCACGAGCGCAGGUUACAAUCAACGCCUCCAAAACCAGUUCCUCCAGAUUCUUGUUGCUAUUUUUAGCCUGUUGACGCUGUCGUCUGACGGCCGGCCCCCACCAACACAGACAGCCACUUUACCGCACGAGUGAGCGGCUUGCAGACGGGACCUGUCCACCAGCCAUUGCUUCGUGUCUGCUUCAACCAAAAAGCACUGAAACCAAUAAGAGUCUAUCGGGGUAUCCUGCAAUGGAGAAACGUGUCUGACGCGUCCAAGAUGGCGGCCGCUCCGCCCGACGGUAGGAGCGAGACCUCCACCGCCAGCUCUCAUGACGACUCCGACGUGGUGACAGCUGCGUGUGGUUCGGAGCCCUCCUCGAGUCUCGAUCGUUUCCAGUGGGCGGAAAAUGAGGACAAGCUGGAGGACUUUGACAAUGUGGACAAACUGCCGUGUGUAGGGAGGAUAGAAGAAGGGGGUGCGCCGUGUGCCGACGGUCAGAGACGGGGGCUGGCACCCGGUCUGAAGAUCUACGCCGGUCAGCCACUGCUGAUGUUUAGCCGCGUCACAAAACGUCAGGCAGUGGCGCGAACUAUCUACCGCGACAACAGCGGCGUCUACCUGGAGAUCGGACAAACAGUUAUCGUUCCUGACGACUAUUCAGGCUGGUUUGAACUAGUUCCUCCCGACUUUCGGCGUGCGACGUGUUUCCGGUCUAUAGCGGAAGUGGCAGACACCAUGCCGCGCAAGUUCUUCACCAGGUCAAACCUUAAGGUCAUCAGAAUUGAAAAGGGAGAUGAUGGAGAGUCUCAGUACGUGGAGCGCAAGGUGCCUGCCGGCUCGUUCCUCAGAACGGAGGAGGUGGUGACCGCCAAGUGGAGGACCAGCGUGCAGACCGGCGUCAUCCACAAGAAACAAAAGGACUGGGAGACACAGGAAGUGAAGUACCUGAAGUGCGUGGACAGUGAUCAGAAGGAGAUGCUCAUACCGCUGAGUCACGGUGGAAAGUUCAACGCCAUUUAUGAGAAGGGGAAACUAAACAAACACUCUGUAUACAGCAUGAAGGACAUCCUAUCCGACCUCAAGCUGCCUAUCAAGGUAAGACUGCUGUUUGGCAAAGCACCCGUCGUGCCCUGCAUUUUCACAGGCAUGCUGUGCGUACGCGAUGUGCGAGAGGAUGACCUCAUCAUCUGCAGCACCAUCCUCAACCGUCGCAACGUCCUCCUCGACCUGCCCGUCACCGCCCCCUGCACAGUGCGGCUGGCCACGCGCGAGGACGACUUCUCUCACCUGCCCACCUUUGUUGACGCGCAGACGCUGUGUGCAAAAUACGCCCACAUGUACAGCAGCAUGAUCAAACUGUCCCCUGAACUCGACACAGGUCAAAAGGUUAUCCAGCACGUGCCCUCUGACCCCGAGCUAGCCAAGCAGACUGGUGACGCGUUGCGCGCCCUGGACCUCAUCACGGACAUCAGUCUGACGGACGAGCCCGUGGACCUGUUCAUGGAGUCGGACACGGAUUCCGUGAAAAGCGACGAUGCUUCGGUGAUGCUUGCUGGCACCAUAGUGGAGCUGCAUGCUCACCAUGACAACGGACAGUCGACCACUAACGCCUAGCAUCACGUGUUCCUCUUGCCUUGUGUUCGCUGGCAACGGUUUCCAGGGAGCUAUGACAACAAACUGUGGAUAGUCCAGUCACGUGGGCUUGCAACAUUCAAGUAUCCGACACGCUUUUAUUGCAUACACGUCUAUCGCAGUUACACUUAUUGUCGCAAGCUUUGAACACUUUGAGAUGCUGGAAUGUCAACCUUGCCGAAUCCAUUGGACACUUUGUCCGUUAAACUGUAUAUAUAUAAAUAAUUCGAUUGAUUGAUUUAUUGACUGACUGAGUAAUCAAUCGAUCGAUUUUCAAACACUGAAUUGAUCUGAUUUGUAAGGAGGUGCACUUCGGUCGAAUCAUCUUCUCUGUCCUCUGAAUGCGAAAGUUGUCAUUGUACUCUUUGCGUUGGAUGACUCACCAUCGGUAGCCUCACCUCGGGGUUACACCAGCCCAACAGCUGUGUACGAUUGACUAUGGUUUACAUCAGUGGUAACAUUCUAUUUCGGGGGAAAAAGGACUAAAAAUAUUUCACUGUUCUCCAAAUACGAAACUAGUCCUAGGAGGCUGCCACGAUACACACAUUUUGUCAACUAAAUGUAAUAUACUCUCGCUUAUUUGCUGCUCUUUUCGAAAAAAGCUCUCCUUUUCUUAUAUAUUUCUUAUAUAUAUAUAUAUAUCUUUAUAUGCGUGAGUAUGUGUGCGAGAGAUAAACAUCAUGCAAUGAGCUACUGAGGAUUAAUUUAUUUACGAGAGAGAGAAAGUGUAAAGACUUUCAGAAAAGAAUGAUAAAGAGACUGACGAAACAAGUCACGUGGUAUGUGCCGACAUAAAAAUGACUUUAAACCGGAAAUAAAGAGAAUUCGUUAUGCAA